GCAAGCCAUUGCGCAUGGUGAAAACUGUUCUACAUGAACUAGUGAAGCUUCGAGGAGCUGCUAUUAAAGGUCACCUUUCAAUGGUUCCUAUUGACAUGAAGCCUCAACCAAUAAUUCUUGCUUACAUUGAUCUUAAUCUAGAGUGUGUUUGUGACUGGGAUGAUCAUGAAAAUAAGUUUAUUGAAGUUGAAGGAAUUCUGAGAAGACAGAUAAAGAUGUCUCUUAUUCCUAGUGUGCAACCUUUCCAUGCAAUAGCCUAUCCAAUUGAUCCAAUGCUUGCACUGGAGAUAAGUCGUAAAUAUGCUGCACACUGCUCUGUCAUUGCAUCUCGUUUUUCUCUUCCUUCCUUCAAUUAUCCAGCAGCCUUGCCCAUAAAGAGUGAAGGUGGCAGUAAAAGGCUAAGGGCCGGGUAAGUUUGAGAUAUAAAUUCUCUCUUCCUUUGUAUGUACAUACUGCCUAUGCCUGUUUUCAUUCGCUGUUAGGCAAUUCAUGUUGCAAACUAAAUGAAACAAGCAACGAAUAUUUCUACUCUCUGUUGUGUUGGCUUAAAAAUACUUGUCUGAGUGUUCAAAGCAAAUUAAAUAUUACCUUUAUCUUUAUUUUUUCCAUAGUAUAAUUCAUGUCUUACAUGUGUAUAUAUAUAGAUAAGUAUUAAAACAGAUUGUCAUGAAAUGAUCAAAUAAAACACAAAAGAAACAAUUUAAAUCAUAUUUUUUAAUAUGAAAACAUAAUUGAUAGAGACUCUUGUAAGUAAUCUUUGUAGAGUAUCUUGUAACCACUUUAACAUCAUUUAUG
Humulus lupulus (European hop) is the source of this 795-nucleotide messenger RNA. Its product is annotated as probable UDP-N-acetylglucosamine--peptide N-acetylglucosaminyltransferase SEC. Lineage: Eukaryota; Viridiplantae; Streptophyta; Magnoliopsida; Rosales; Cannabaceae. Gene Ontology annotation, molecular function: protein binding; glycosyltransferase activity. The transcript is spliced from 4 exons. The coding region runs from base 15 to 413 and encodes 132 amino acids. The record is from RefSeq and is a predicted model, not a curated record. Gene Ontology annotation, biological process: protein O-linked glycosylation.